AUGAGUGACCGGCGCACAUUGGAGAGUAUUGCGGUUCGAUGUGAUCGAGUUGCCCCUCGAUGUGGUAAAUGUAAAUCGAUUGGAGCCGAUUGUACAUACCGCUCCAGAAAGCCGCGAGCUAAGAAACAAGGUAACGAUAUUAGUGAGAACAAUGUUCUAGCAGACGUUCUUAAUAGGCUUAAACGCCUGGAAGAACACUGUGGCCUAGAAACAGCUUCAGACACUGACGAACAUGUUGAUCGUUCGAUGUCACGUCCAUCCGUCAAUUCGGACAACUCUCCAGCUGUAUUCCCGGAGAGCUCAAAUGACCCAGUCGCGCCCGGUGUGAUCGGUGGUAUCUUGAGUCGCAUCAAUGAUCCCCAUAACCGGGCUCUACUUCUUUCAAAUGUAUUCAGCCAUUUGCGAGCGGUCGAAUCAUGUUUCUUUGAAAAUGAAAAUUGCGUCCGGGCCAUUGCUGUUGCAAUGUCACAAAUCGAACAUCUGCAGGACACGCCAACCAAUGAGAUAUCCGCGGAUAUUAUUAUGAUUGUUACCAAUUCGAAGGAUUCAAAAUACCUCUCGACAAAGCUUGAUUAUAUUUCUCAGAUCAUUUACCACGCCCUUGGACUACAAGGGAUUAUCCUGGACCCCGGCUCUCAUAAGGAUAAUGGCGGCCUGAUCAAAUUUCUCUACCGGAAGUGUCUGGACCUGACUGCUCGCUGGCAGGACCACAUUCAGAAUACCCCUGCCGAUCUCUAUGCAGCAAUUCUGAUGGUAUCAAUGGCACUGGAGGGCUGCAAUAGUGAAUUGGCCUGGAAGAUGCUCGGUCAUUCUCUCACGAUAGCCAAAGCCUUGGGAUAUUUCUACGUCGACGGCAACCCAGACGGCGAGGACGGACAGCCAUCGAUCGAACCGUCGACCGAAGACACAGAAGUAGACAAAAAUCGAAAACGAUUCGAAUUCUGGCAUCUACUUCGAACGGAUUGUCUUUUCAGACUUUCAUUCGGCAAACCGACUCUUAUCCCACCAGGAUCAUGGAAGGUUAACUUCCCAGAUCCAACAAUUGAUGGUGUCGAUGAUGAAUCUUCUCGCUUUAUCCAAAUCCACUUUCUGGCUUCUAUGCGGCUUGCUCUGGUGGUGAUGAAGUAUUUAGACUGGGUUGACUUGGGGCCAGAUCCCAACCCGGUCUCGCAUGAUGCAGCCGUUGACAGCUUCCUCGAGGAGGUGCAGUUGAUCAAGCGUGAUUGGGAUACGGAUGAACUUCUUCGAAUGGCAAAGACCCAAGUCGAUACAUGGUUCUGCGGUGAUAUGAUCUUUAGUAGCUACAAAAUCCUCAUAAUUCUCCAUCAGUCCAAGAAAUGCGGCCAGGAAAAACACCGACUACCACACCAAACAGUUGAUUUCUCAAGAAAGUCCAUACAAAUGUUCCAGUCUCUGUUAGGAUCAAGUCUACAUGCAUAUUGGGGAAUAAGCCUCAUCUUGCUUCACCAGUUCAUUCCCUUUUUCAUCCUCUGCUUGGAUAUCAUUGGGAAUCCUGAGCGUGGUGAGAUCGACACCGAUCUCUCUUUAGUGACCUGGAUCGGUGACCAUGUCGAGAGUAUCGUUGAGGAACGGGUAGAACUGAGACCUGUGAUGAUUAUCAUGAAAGCUAUGUUGACGGCUUGCCACCAAGUCAGAACCAACCGCCUUGAUUCGAGAAUGACAGACGCACCAUAG
Messenger RNA from Penicillium cataractarum, 1695 nucleotides. RefSeq names its product transcription factor domain-containing protein. Lineage: Eukaryota; Fungi; Ascomycota; Eurotiomycetes; Eurotiales; Aspergillaceae. The coding region runs from base 1 to 1695 and encodes 564 amino acids. Gene Ontology annotation, molecular function: zinc ion binding; DNA binding; DNA-binding transcription factor activity, RNA polymerase II-specific. The record is from RefSeq and is a predicted model, not a curated record. Gene Ontology annotation, biological process: DNA-templated transcription; regulation of DNA-templated transcription. The transcript has 8 exons.